AUGGCUCCGUCGUUGCUUACAGAAGACAACUUGCGUUGCCAUACCUCCGGAGGUAAUGCCACGAGCACCCCUGACCUUGCCCGCGAGGCCAAGGCCUUGAUCCACCGAGAAGCCGCCCAAGCGGCCGACAGCCAUCACUAUCUGACCUUGCACGGCACUCUUGAAAGCUGCACAUAUCCUUGCCAGAAAUGCAUCGCAGCAGCAGGUCAAGCCUUACAAUCCGGCAAUUUACUCGCCGGCAUUCAGCCUGCUGGACCGACUGGCCUUCAACCGAUAGAAACCUUUUCGAUACCAAGCCAUAUCGAAGAUCCGUGGUCCUUCCACUCGAGUACGCAGCAGAGCCGUGCUGCUGUUGGAUACGGAUCCCAUCAGAGCUCCCAAGCAAGAGCCAACGCAGCGGCCGCCGGUGUUCGCGAGGCGGAAUUGGCAGGCCGUGCUGCCACGGACGCAGGCGCAGAAAAGAGCUUCGACACCAAGAGCGAAGAAGAGGCCGAUGGCAGUCAUCAGGGUUCUCCGAGGGUCGGACCGGUCGCUGCUGGCCAGCCUACUGCAGCUCGGGCCUCGAGCAAGACUGCGAGAGAAGGGAAAGGCGUGACGCAGUCUGUGCUCUAA
This is a messenger RNA of Saxophila tyrrhenica, 612 nucleotides long. RefSeq lists its product as uncharacterized. The transcript is spliced from 2 exons. Bases 1 to 612 code for a protein of 203 amino acids. Lineage: Eukaryota; Fungi; Ascomycota; Dothideomycetes; Mycosphaerellales; Extremaceae. The record is from RefSeq and is a predicted model, not a curated record.